Messenger RNA from Glarea lozoyensis ATCC 20868, 447 nucleotides. Its product is annotated as Microbial ribonuclease. The transcript is spliced from 2 exons. The record is from RefSeq and is a predicted model, not a curated record. NCBI's taxonomy places the organism in Eukaryota, Fungi, Ascomycota, Leotiomycetes, Helotiales, Helotiaceae. Gene Ontology annotation, molecular function: RNA binding; RNA nuclease activity. Bases 1 to 447 code for a protein of 148 amino acids.
AUGCUGCCCCAAGGACAGCAAAAUGCUGUCGAUCCUCAUGGUAAGGAUUGGAUGCCCCCAGAGUUCACAAGAACGGGUUCAUAUUACCGGAGCAGAGUCAAGGAGACAGAGUAUUGGUACCUCCAAGCAUCUGAUGUUCGCCGUCAAGUCCAACAGGCACCAGCCAAAGCGAACUCCCGAGGCCGUUACCCAGUCAAAUAUGGCAAUGAACCCUAUCAAUCUCUGUCCGCCCAACAGCUAUUCACAGAAUUCCCGAUCAUGCGGAGUCCACAGAACGGCUUAGCCCCCACCAACUACGCCAAUGGUCAAAAGCCCGGGCCCAUCCGAGCCUUCUACAAUGAAGGCGAUAGAAUGGUAUUUGACGUCGGUUACCACGAUCCAGCAAGAGCCUCUGAAUGCAAACAAGUCGAAGGUCAGGAUGAGAAAACACCCUUUUCACUGGCGUAG